UUGUAUCAUUUACCCAACUCUCGUAUGCAUUGGCUACAAAGACAGACACCAAGAAAGAACGAAAUUUUAAAAAACAAGACCGAAAAUUGCGAAAAGAAAAUCUCAACCCACCAUGGAAGUAAAGGAACUUGCUUUCCCAGAAGUUGUAUCUUUUAGCUGAAAAUAAGAUUAUGAAAAUACCAUCUUUUUCGACAUUCAAGUUGUCUCCAGACGACUUGGCUUUGCUUUUACAGAAAUGCAUGAAAGCAAGGGCUCUGAGACAAGGCAAGCAAAUUCAUGCAGUGCUGUUAACAAGUGGGGUGGACAUGAAUUUGUUAUCUUUGAGUUCAAAGCUUGUGGGGAUGUAUGCUGGUUGUGGGGAUGUUGGGAAUGCACACCAAGUGUUUGAUAAAAUUCCCAAGCCAAACGUCUUCGCGUUGAACUGGCUGGUUUUGGCGUCAGCGUUUAAUGGGAAGUUUGAGGAUGCAAUUGGGUACUUUUAUUUGAUGCAAGAGUUGGGAAUUGUUGGCAACAAGUUCACGUUUCCUGUCGUGCUUAAGGUUUGUGUUGGUUUGAUGGAUUUGAACAAGGGAAAGGAAGUUCAUGCUGUGGUGAAUAAACUUGGUUUUGAAAAGGAUGUGUCUUUGGCAAAUGCCUUGAUUGACAUGUAUUAUAAAUGUGGAAGUUUGUGUUAUGCUCGUCGCGUGUUUGAUAGGAUGCUCGACAGAGACGUUGUUUCUUGGACGUCGAUGAUAUGCGGGUAUUUUAACAUAGGAAAGACUGAUCAAGCGCUCCUCUUGUUUGAGAGGAUGAGGUUGGAUGGAUUGGAACCGAAUGAUUUCACAUGGAAUGCAAUGAUAGCGGGGUUUGCUCGGUGUGGAGAUACAAAUCGAGCAUAUGCGCUUCUGUCUAGGAUGACUAAAGAGGGAUUGGUUCCUGAUUUUGUUACUUGGAAUGCGUUGAUUUCAGGUUUUACCCAAGGCCAGCAUGCUGAUGAAGCAUUUAAACUGUUCAGGAUGAUGUUGGUGUCUGGAAUUAAAGCGAACCUCGUGACUAUCACAGGGUUGCUACCAGCUUGUGGGAUCAUUGGUUCAAUUCAAAGAGGGAGAGAAAUUCAUGGAUUGAUCUACAGGAUGGGCUUUGACGUAAAUGUGUUUGUUGCUAGUGCUCUUAUUGAUAUGUACUCAAAAUGUGGCAGUGUGAAAAAUGCUCGAAGUGUAUUUGACCAGAAUCCUGUAAAUAACAUUGCAUCAUGGAAUGCAUUGAUUGGAUGUUAUGGUAAGUACGGUAUGGUUGAUUCCUCCAUAGAGCUUUUUGAAAGAAUGCAAGCAGAAGGAGUGCAGGCAAAUGAAGUGACUUUGACAUCCGUACUUUCUGCGUGCAGCCACAGUGGUUAUGUGGAGAAAGGUUUAAAGAUUUUCAAGUCCAUGAAAAUGUGUCAUGGAGUUGAGCCAGGUACAGAACAUUAUGCUUGUGUUGUUGAUCUCUUGUGUCGGUCAGGAAAGAUGGUAGCAGCUUACGAAUUGGUUAAGGGAAUGCCUAUAGAAGUCACUGAAUCUAUCAUUGGAGCCUUUUUCAACGGUUGCAAAGUCCAUGGAAGAAGAGAUCUUGCUAAAAUGAUGGCAGAAGCUAUUCUAAAAAUGGAGUUAAAGAGACCUGGAGGUUUUGUAACGCUUUCGAAUAUCCAUGCUGCUAACGGAGAAUGGGAAGAGGUUGAGAACGUAAGGAUGGUGAUGAAGCAGAGGAAGAUUCUUAAGCAACCUGGAUUUAGUUGGCUCGGUAAAAAGAUGGCUUUGUCAGACUUGCAGUAGAAAAGAAGUCAAGAGAGUAUGUAUCCAAGACACAAGAUCAAAACGGAGAAGCGGAUGGUGAAUCUAAACAUGAACUGUUGAACUUGGCGGCUGAACAAGUACAGUUACUACUCAACCUCGAGUUGCAGGUUUACAUUUCAGAUUCUGGCUUACAUUCUUUUGUUCAUUCCUUAAUUCCUGAAAACAGUUCUCUGAAAACAAAGUAUACAAUUAUAACCCUUGAAGCCACUAACGUUUAAAAACAAGUUUGACACCAUAUAACUAAUCCAUCUGUUUGAUUUAAGUAUUACUGAAGACUGAUUACAUAAUCCAAAUAAACACUCUCAACACACGGCAUGAGUAAUUAGUAGAACUUGUCAUAAGCAGAUGAAUUGUUAAUUUUGCUAUGUCGAAGAAUGUCCUUCGAUAUAUCUCCGUACUUCAUACUCAUGAAACUAAAACUGCAGCUAUAGCAGUGUUGCUUUUCAGACAUGUGGCGUUGAAGUCAAUGCAUGUUUUGCUGCCUGGCUUGGGGGAUCACGCUUUUUGAAGUGUCUAGGACUUGGAAGAGAACAUGUGAAAAAUUUGGAUGGAAAAAGUGCAGUUAGGAAUGACUUUGUUUAAUAGGGACAAAAGGUUGCUUAUGAAUUCUCUAAACCUCCAUAAUUAAUGAAAAUAUUUUGAAGAAAGCUCAAAAGGGUCCCAAAAAAGGUCCUAAAAUCACCCACUCUUCCAAUAAUUGCAUGCCUUAAAAAGGUCCUAAAGAGGCUUGGAAUAUAAGAAACCAUGCCUUGCAUGGUGUGGUGGUUGUCCAAUGGAGGGGUGUGGGGGGUCUCUCUUGAACCACUUUAUCUACUCACGCGUUGAUUUUGUUUUGUUUCAAGACCCAAAUGCACAAAAGUUCCAAGUAAUUUGUGAAAAAUAUGCACGAGUAGAAUCGGUUAUAAAUUUUCAAUAAAAAAUUAUAAUUGAAGGGACACUUUGGCCUGUUUUUAUUGUUUUCAAAACGGCUUGACAAUCAAACGCGCUUUUGGUUAUGUUUGGAAGAAAAAUUUGAAAGCAUGUAUGGGUUGCAAAAGUGCUUUAUGAGGAACACCUAUUGUGUGCUUCAGGAAGACAUGUUUAUAAUAAAAACCCUUCUAGUAUAAGCGCUUAUGAGAAGAAGUGUUUCUUGCUGUAGCGAUUCCAAACAAGGCACUCAUAUCGUGUUAUAUAUACGGCUUAUUGCCUGUUUGACGUCCCCACAAUUAUAUUCCAAUACUAUUUGUGCAAAUUUUGCCUUAAAUGUUUCGAGUGUUAAGGAAAACCUCUACGAACUAAUCUCUCAUUUGUUUUAUUAAGAUAAACUCUGAAAACGUGCAAUCACUUACAAAUCGGGGUCGGAAUCUUUUCACCUUGUUGAGAAUGAAGGACCCCAA
This is a messenger RNA of Malus domestica (apple), 3187 nucleotides long. Its product is annotated as pentatricopeptide repeat-containing protein At5g59600. The record is from RefSeq and is a predicted model, not a curated record. Gene Ontology annotation, molecular function: protein binding. NCBI's taxonomy places the organism in Eukaryota, Viridiplantae, Streptophyta, Magnoliopsida, Rosales, Rosaceae.